UCGCGCCCGGGAUCGAACCGGGAACCUUCUCGGACCUUGUUGUGAGCGAGACGCCAUGACCAUUAGGCCACGCGACUUGAUAUUGCAUUUCAGCAAUCUUUGCCACUAUGAGGGGUUCGGAAUUUCUAUUAUGCUAUUUUUAGCAUCAAACUUUCUAUACCCUCAAACUUAUAACUAUUAUAGUCAAGCUAGUAAAUCAUUUGAGGAAACAAUUAUUAAUAAUCAAGUCGCGUGGCCUAAUGGUCAUGGCGUCUCGCUCACAACACGGUCCGAGAAGGUUCCCGGUUCGAUCCCGGGCGCGACUAUGUUUUUUUCUUCCAAGGUUGGCUUAACCUUGGAUUGCCAGCAACCCCGGGCCUACAAAAGUCAAGUCGGAAAGCAAAUACUUAAGGUUUGA
Penicillium hordei is the source of this 397-nucleotide messenger RNA. RefSeq lists its product as uncharacterized. The transcript has 3 exons. The record is from RefSeq and is a predicted model, not a curated record. Lineage: Eukaryota; Fungi; Ascomycota; Eurotiomycetes; Eurotiales; Aspergillaceae. Bases 56 to 397 code for a protein of 113 amino acids.